UGAUUUUAUACCUCAACCAGUUUAGAAUUUUACUUUUUUAUUAAUCAUCGCCAUAAGAACACAAAAUUUGAUUUUUUCAAUUAGAUAAAGUUUCAUCUAUUGCCAAAUUUUAAGUGAUUUUAAAUCAAUAAUCGGGCCACCAUGAGCAUCGUGCAGGAGGACACCAAGGCGAGUAUCCUCAGUGUGGUGAAGCCGCCGCCGAGUUGGGUGGAAUGGUGCGAGCGGAAUGCCAAGCCGAUCGAGCGCCGUUUGUACCGGGAGAAGCGUUACUUGACCCGAUGGCAGAUUCCGGGACCCAUGAAGAAGGCUCAGUGGAAGGAGUUCUACGAGUGGGCAGCCACCAGAUCCAUGCCCAAGGAGCUGCCGCCGGUCGUCCGGGAGCCCAUACCCUGCUUCCCCAAGUAUUUGCCAUGUGGCAGAAAACCGCGCCAAAUCGAUCCCGAGGAAUUCCAGGAGAAGGUUGCUAAGCUAGCCACGCCCCUCGAACGGAAGAUGACGCCGAAGCACGAGUACAUCUAUCCGGUGCAUCCAUACUCCCCGAUAAUUGUCUGGGGUCAGCCACCGCUCCAUGACAAAGGACGACCCUUUAAGCCCCCACCAAAGCCGUGCUGUUUCUUCAACGCCGACAUCGAGGACAAGUGGUGGGCCGAACUCCGCUUCCCCAUUCGCAAGGCCGCGCUCAAGGCCACGAUCACACCACGAAUCCUUAGCCUAUCGAAACCGAAGAUCACGCCUCAAUUUCCCCCGCAUUGCUACCAUCCGGAUCAUAUCUACGAUGUCCUCAAUGUCAAGCCGCCAAGGAGGAAGAAGUUUACUCCCCAGGGAUGGCGUCUUCACCAGAUCCGAUUGCUAUAUCUUUCCAAGCCAGUGUCUCGUCCCGAAUACGAGUAUUUUUAUAUGUAAUUUAGUGUCACAUGGCGUCCAAAGCAACUGUUUUCAAUCCAAGAUAAUUGUUUAUGAUUUCAAAUAUAUGUUGUACUAAAGUAUAAGUA
Drosophila rhopaloa is the source of this 992-nucleotide messenger RNA. RefSeq lists its product as uncharacterized. The record is from RefSeq and is a predicted model, not a curated record. Bases 142 to 903 code for a protein of 253 amino acids. Lineage: Eukaryota; Metazoa; Arthropoda; Insecta; Diptera; Drosophilidae. The transcript has a single exon.